Messenger RNA from Glarea lozoyensis ATCC 20868, 2628 nucleotides. RefSeq names its product C2H2 and C2HC zinc finger. The coding region runs from base 1 to 2628 and encodes 875 amino acids. The record is from RefSeq and is a predicted model, not a curated record. The transcript has 3 exons. NCBI's taxonomy places the organism in Eukaryota, Fungi, Ascomycota, Leotiomycetes, Helotiales, Helotiaceae.
AUGGACGACUUCAAUUCAUCCGAUAUAGAAAUAUCGCCGGUCCGCAACAGAUAUGCACAUCUCGCUAAGAAGUCACUGGCGUCGAUGAAAGACAGCUGCUUUGACGACAGAGUCUCCUCGAAGAAACGUCUUGCCAAACUGGAAGACGUCAGAGGAGCACCCUCAAGUCAAUACAAACGCCAUAUCUGGCGUAACCGUUUCGCGAACUAUGUUGCAGUGCACGGCUUAUCGAUUGAUCCUACAAACGGGCCAGAUGGCGUCAACCUUGCCCGCUUCACUGAUAUCAUCGUCAACCACAUAUCGGGUCGCGAGAUUGACUCGCCAGCUCCUCUCCAAAGGACCUUGAAGGCUGGGAUCCGCGUUUUGAUAUCAUCAUUGACGUUUGACUACCCAAAAUUCGCCUUGACCAGGAAUGAGAGGGCGAGGCUGGACGCCGUCUUUGAUACCCUCGCGGAUGAAGGCAAACUUGUUCGAGGCAGGGCUCGAAAGGAGCUUCAUUGGGUGGGAACAUACCUGGUCGAGAAGAUGGUGAGAGCGUGGUUUCAAAACGCGAUCGACAACGGAUAUCGGUCGUGGGACAUUGUCGUUCACAAAGCCCUGUCUGUCGUCCUUCAGUCGGCCCUCGCUUGUCGUGCAGGAGAAAUCUGUAGGUCCAAGGGAUACGAGACGGAGUAUAUGCAAUGGAGCGAUAUCGUCAUGACACUUCCACCUGGUUGGACGACGAUAGACGACGUCCAAGUCUCAUGCUUGUUGAGGUACGAGAAGAAUCAAAAACGAGAGAAAAACACCUAUCGAGAGGUACCUCUCACCGUCUUGAGAGCCCCCGAGCUAAAUAUCAUCUGCGCGGUGAAGCUGCUCUUGAUCCAAGCUCUCCGGUCAGGGAACAUAUUGUCGCUUGAUCAUGCUUUUGACCAAGCAUCUCGGCGAGUGGAUAACACUGUUCAAUGGAUUUUCCCGAAUCGUCCGGUCAUUCCCAGCCUCCACAUCUCAUCUGGCUUUAUCUUGUGGGACUCCUCGAACGGCACUAAUUCAUUGAACCAAACAACCAAGGAGCUAGGGCUCAAUGCCGGCAUUCUGGCGGAUAUCAGGUCUCAUGAUAUUCGCCGCGGGGCAUUUCGCGACCUUGCGACUAUCAAGCGGGCCCCCGACGCCCCCCCACUAGGUGUCGCCAGUACAGAAGUUGCUGUUAUCGGCGGGCACUCUAUAAAAAGCUUGCAAAGCGGCGUUACGGAUGCCUAUGUGGGUGGGGUGGAGCACGAGUCUUAUUCGUCUCGAGCUGAGCAGCUACCCGUCAGUAGGAAGACGGCGAUAGUUGGGAAGGCAUACAAAAGGAAACGAGUCCAGGGCCACGAGAUUGACGAUUACUGCCUGGAAAACAACCUCGACGCCACCAAGGGAUCAGAGAGGGUUAAGGCAGGCAGACGGCUCAAGUCAUCGAGAGCUGCCGCAUUCAUCGAGUCGGAGAGAAAUGCCGACAAGACGCCGUCCAAAUCUCACACCAUGUCCUCUCCACGUCUACUAAUGCUGCCUACCCCUACGGCUUCAGCUCCAAAGCCAACCUCCGAAAGUCCUUCGUCAUCUGUCGGCAAUACGUUGGAGUCUCUCAUUGACCCCCGUCUCACGUCUUAUGGAAAUCAAGACGGCGUUGACGUGGAUGUGGAAACUGAUGCCGCCGUGUCAACACUCUCUGCCUUGGUGUACGGUGACGAUGAAGCCAUAGGGGAGGAUGAGGAGAUCUUGGGGAUGGAUAUCCUUCUUGAAUGUGCAGCGCGGAGCGACAGCUCUGCCCAGAAAUCCUUGCUGGAGCUCGAUGGCCGAGCGUUCGUGGAGGCAUUGUCUAAAAUCAACAUUUUUCGAAACAGCAAUAUCGAGGGGCGGUCUGCUGCGACCGACCAUCAACUCUUGUCGGUCCUAUGUCCCACCGGAAACUCAAGAGACGCCCCUACCCCGCAUGUUUUUCACUGUGGCUUUUGCAAGAAUUACAGCAGCAUAGUUGAGGAUGGACUCAGACAACAUCAAGUGGCCUGUACUUUGGAGAAGCCGAUGACGAAAAAAGAGCGGACGAUCAGCUGCCACUACAAGGGUUGCGAUACAAAAGUGUCGAGUCAAAAGUCUUUACAAUCGCAUAUAUUAAAGUAUCACAAUAAAUCUUUUGAACCGAGGAAGUGUACGGCGCCAGAUUGCACCAGCGAUCGAAUCUUCCUGACUGCACAGGCUCUUGAAGCUCACGAGAUGAACAACCAUCGACCUAUCACGCCACCUAUGCGGUGCACCUUUGAGGGAUGCAAGUCGGAAACUCUAUUCGGACAGUGGACUUCUUAUACUCGUCAUCUCAAGAGCAUACAUGGUUUGGCGUCUGUAAAGGACCGGGAGCGCUACAUGCUAGAGGAAUUCAAGCGGGUUCGUCCUUUUCAGCCGCAGGCAUGUCCCAUUGGUAUUGGCCUGUCAUCUUGCCACAGCAUAUUGUUUAAUGGGCUGUCGCAUCUGUUAAGACACCUGAGAGCCCCCAAUGGACAUGGCCUUAGUAUGGAAGAGGCAAGAAAGGUAGCACGAGGUAUAGAACCAGGACAAGAAUCCGGCGAUGCGUCCCUAUUCGUUGAAGAAGACGCGGAACAAACCAUGGUAUGA